GUUACAUAAAAAUCUCAAAAGUCCAAACAAAAAAGCCAUCAAAAUCUUGCUCUCCCUCCACUCAGUCUACCGGAAAACCAUGGCCACAGCUCUCAACCUCGCUCCGCCUUCACUUCUCAGGCCACUUCCGCUCCGGAGAACACCCAGGACCACACUCUCCGUUAGAGCAACAUCAAGCUCCUCUGAUUCCAGUACUUCUGUAAGCACCAAAGAGGAACAAAAACAAGGCCUUUCAUCAUCAUCAUCGUCGUCAUCUGUAACAUUUGCCGCUCCACCUGGUUUCAAGCCACCGGAGCCAAAGCGGUUCGGGGUGAGACCCGACAAGACAUGGGACGUUUUAGGGGCUUCAAUUGCUUUGUUUUUCCGGCUGGGGACAGGUGUUUUUGUUUCUGGGUAUUCUGCAUCCUUCAUUCCCGAGAAUGAGUUCCCACCUGGCCAGUAUGCUCUUGAUUUUAACGAUUACAAAGUAAAGGAGACUUCAAAAUUAGGCCCCCGGCCAGAGAAGCCUAUUGAGAUAUAUGAGUUUGAGAGCUGUCCAUUUUGUCGGAAGGUCAGGGAAAUCGUUGCAGUGUUGGAUCUUGAUGUUCUGUUUUAUCCUUGCCCAAAAAAUGGUCCAAACUUCCGCCCCAAAGUUGCACAGAUGGGUGGAAAACAGCAGUUCCCUUACAUGGUGGAUCCAAACACAGGAGUCUCGAUGUACGAAUCAGAUGACAUAAUUAAGUAUUUGGUUGGAAAAUACGGUGAUGGAAGUGUUCCAUUCAUGCUGUCACUUGGUCUGCUAACGACUUUGAUUGCAGGCCUAGCUAUGAUUGGUCGCAUGGGAAAGGGGAGUUCUUAUGCUCCAUCAAAAAUGCCGCCGAAACCGCUUGAAAUAUGGGCAUAUGAGGGUUCCCCCUUCUGCAAACUUGUACGUGAAGUACUUGUAGAGCUAGAGCUACCACACUUGCUUCGCAGUUGUGGCCGUGGCAGCCCAAGACGACAGAUACUGUAUGAGAAAGUUGGACAUUUUCAGGUACCUUAUCUAGAAGAUCCAAAUACUGGCGUGCAAAUGUUUGAGAGUGCAGAAAUCGUGGAGUAUAUAAGAGCUACUUAUGCUCUUCAAUAAGCAAUUCCUUCCAAAGGCCUUUGAGAUUUUGUUCUUUUUUUUUCCUCUUUUCAUCAGUCUCUUCAUUUUUCUUGUGAAACUGUAUAGGUGUAUCUUGUUCCAAUAAAGGGGUACUCUGUGAGAUGUAAUUAGUCUACAUGAUAACAUUCUUUCUAGUGGAAUAAAGUACCUCAAUUUAAGCAA
Molecule: messenger RNA, 1288 nt
Organism: Corylus avellana
Lineage: Eukaryota; Viridiplantae; Streptophyta; Magnoliopsida; Fagales; Betulaceae
Product: Thioredoxin family protein
Cellular component (GO): chloroplast
Source: RefSeq, a predicted model, not a curated record